Molecule: messenger RNA, 3690 nt
Organism: Drosophila yakuba
Lineage: Eukaryota; Metazoa; Arthropoda; Insecta; Diptera; Drosophilidae
Product: flocculation protein FLO11-like
Exons: 1
Coding region: 616-3690 (1024 amino acids)
Source: RefSeq, a predicted model, not a curated record
UUCCUGUGGGGAAGAGAAGAGAGCCAUUAGUUAUUUCCUCUACACGUGCGGCACCUUAUAAAAUGUAUUACCAGCCCAAUAUCCAGCAACAGCCAGCAAGAAGGUAAAAAUUUGCAAGCGGAACACGUUUUUACACCAAGCUAAGCGAAGAGAGACCGUACAACUGACGCCGUUAAAACGCAUGAAUGAAUGAGACCGCACCACUACAAGACUGAUUAAUACUAGGACAACACUAAUUAAAAAUACCAACCGAUAUACACACGCUUAAAAUUAUCGCCACUAUCGAUUGUCCGAUAAAACCAAAGUAAGACCAGACAAGCCGGACUCGAUACACUCUUAAAUGACGAGACCGAUAAAUACUAGGUCAACACUAAAUACCAGACCGAUAAAUUCCAACCUAAACUAGACCCGUCUAGUAUUGGAAAAUGACAGACCCGCUCUAGUGUGGUAAAUAGGUCAGACCAGCUUUUACUGAAAAAAAAGAGAGGGAAAAAUCGAUCACCAACGGCGUCGUCUAUCGAGGCCCUCUUCCUCUUUCACACAGCAGAUAGCAAUCACUAGCAAACCGAAAAGAAGACCAGACGGAAGCGCAGAGGGAGCCCAAUCAGAAAAAACAUGGAUACAAGCGACAGUUGCCUCUCGAUUUUCUCGAUUUCGUCGGACGAGAAAAGCUGCCCAACAUCACCGUUCCUGAUGGAUGUCUCGUCGCUGGAUACAACGCCACACUCAAACGAAACCACCAUAGUAAGAAGAAGCCACUACGAAAAAAAUGCUGACGAGAAAUUUUACAAUUUCGAAAACUGUGUACUACUUCAAAAUAAAAAUGUGAUUUUACCAGAGCCUUUAUUUGUUGAUACAAGCGCUAUUUGUACUAGUAACCCUGAAGCCAUAGAAAAAAAGCCUGCCGAUAGCCCUAACCCCAUUUCCAUAUAUAAAAGCUCUAGCACUUUCUUACAAGAUAUUGACACCAAUGCAAUUGAAGCAUUGAAAACUACCAAAAUAAUUUCUCCCACACAAACACAUCUACAUCAAACCAAGCCGCCAAAGCCCGCCAAUACCCCGUCGCCCCCUUUCCAUACUUACAAACUAAACACAGCAAUAAAAACAGCAUCGCAAACAGACAAACUCAUAGCACCUGCAAAUAAAUUAGCUACGAAUCAAACACAUCUAAACACACCCACAAAUACUAAUGACGAAAAUGCACUUAAGGCAUUAAAACCCAAUCCAAAGCCCAUCAAUACUAAAAUAAUUUCUCCCACACAAACACAUCUACAUCAAACCAAGCCGCCAAAGCCCGCCAAUACCCCGUCGCCCCCUUUCCAUACUUACAAACUAAACACAGCAAUAAAAACAGCAUCGCAAACAGACAAACUUACAGCACCUGCAAAUAAAUUAGCUACGAAUAAAACAAAUCUAAACACACCCACAAAUACUAAUGACGAAAAUGCAAUUAAGGCAUUAAAACCCAAUUUAAAGCCCAUCAAUACUAAAAUAAUUUCUCCCACACAAACACAUCUACAUCAAACCAAGCCGCCAAAGCCCGCCAAUACCCCGUCGCCCCCUUUCCAUACAUACAAACUAAACACAGCAAUAAAAACAGCAUCGCAAACAGACAAACUCAUAGCCCCUGCAAAUAAAUUAGCUACAAAACAAAUAAACUCACACACUCCUACAAAUGCUAAUGACAAAAAUGCACUCAAGGCAUUAAAACCCAAUCCAAAGCCCACCAUUACAAAAACAAUUUCUCCCACACAAACACAUUUACACCAAACCAAGCCGCCAAAGCCCGCCGAAACCCCGUCGCCCCCUUUUCUUGCCUACAAUUCAAACGCAGCAAUAAAACCAGUCACCCAAACAGACAAACACAUAGCACCUGCAAAUAAAUUACCCGCAAAACAAACAGACCUAUACACAUCAGCAAAUGCUAAUGACAAUAAUGCAUUCAAGGCAUUAAUAUCCAAGCCAAAGUCCAUCAAAACCCCGCCGCCCCUCUCCCAAAAGGUUAGCCCAAACACAACAAACUGUCUUCCGACCCAAAACAAUAUUCCUUGCAAAACUUUUGCGGAACUAGUCAAAGAAAAUGCUAAGCUCUCCUCUAGCCAAAUACCUGUUGCAAAUCAUGACACUGCAGCUCCAGUACGCCUACCGGGAGCAGCUAGGAGGAACCUUACAAAAACAUUGGGUUCUCCUAAAACUCCUGGGAAGCGACGCGGGGAUAUAUUAGAUGAGGGAUCACUUUUAACAUCGAGCAAAAAGGUUAGACUACGCGACGGUCUUCCUGACGAUGAUCUAGGAGUCUCUAACUUGCUUUCUGAAACACCCCUUUUCAAAAGCAAAGUCGCCAUAAAAAUACGAGAUGACUCUAGAAGAGAAUCCCUACAAAAGUCAGCCGAAAUGGACACAGGACCAAACCCUAGCCCCCCAAAUAAAACAGCAAACCCCAACUCAAUGCCCUGGCAGACGGUUCCAGUCAGUAAGAAGCCGCCCUCAAUCCUAUUAUCCAAUAUUCAGCAGAUCAUCCCGCUGAUUGAAAAGCUGAAUUACAAAGCUGGGAUAAACAACUUCACUACAAAAUCCGAACCUGGCAGUAACAUUAGAAUACAUGCUAAAACUAUGGAAGCCUACAAAGCUAUCCAAAACGUCCUUCAAGACGAAAACAUUCCUCGACAUUCUCACCAACCAAAAGGCCUAAAGGGUUUCCAAAUCGUUAUCCGUCAUCUGCAUCAGUCUACCCCGAUUAAGUGGAUUGAAAGCCAACUACAGGAAAUUGGUAUUGCUACGAAAUUUAUUAGAGCGAUGCAAUAUAGGGAUACCAAGAAUCCUAUGCGGAUACACGAGGUGGAGUUGGUACCCAAAGCAGACGGUAGCCAUCUCAAGGUCCUGCAGCUAAACUCUCUUGGUGGGCAGACGAUUAAGGUAGAAAGAAAACGGGUAUCCAGGGAUCCCAUCCAAUGCCACCGAUGCCAAAGCUUUGGCCACACAAAAAACUACUGUAGGAACCCCUUUAAAUGCAUGAAAUGUGGCCAGCAGCACGCCACGGUCUUGUGCAAUAAGCCCAAACACAUUCCGGCUUACUGUGCGAAUUGCAAGGGAAACCACGUAAGUAGUUACAAGGGAUGUCCAGUCUUCCAGGAAGCAAAGCAAAGGUUAGCCGUCAACAAAGUUCGAGACCAACACACACAACAAACACAACACACACAACCCACACACCCCCAGACGCCCCGCAAAGAGAAGCCCCAUCUACCUCCUACUCCAAUAUCCGCACAUGAUACAAAACUACGAGGGAAAAAAAGCCAUGGGAAAGCAUUAACAAAAAGGAAUCAGUCCAUAAAUAAACGCCUAAAUAGAAUUAGGACCUUUGAAAGGAAACCAAAGAAGGAGUCAAGCCCGCCGACAACUAGCAAACUUAGUAUUGCUACGUUAGAGAAAGAGCGAAAAAACCCGAAAAGCGUCCUAAACCCGGCAAACACCCACCUGUACCACUUCCGUCCACCCCCAAUGGCACAAAAUCUACCCGAAGAGAUACAGAAAAACGCGAUCCCCGAGCCAAAUCUUCUAAAACGCAUAGAAAGCAUGGAAGAGAAGAUAAACAACCUUCUUGAGAUAGUCACUCGCCUCGUCCAAAAAGAUGUAACUGGCCGAAUUUUCCCGAAAAAUCCCUCCGAGGCAAAAGGACAAAUCUUUGUCUAA